UGUGGCUGCUAUUGACCCUAUUGGGAGUCCUCCUGGGUACACCUGGGGCACCAGCCUUGUCCCUUGAGGCCUCUGAGGAAAUAGAACUGGGGCACAGGGCCCCAGGCUGGGCUGCAGAGCCAGUGGUGAGCCCCUUGACUGUGUGUAUGUGUGUGUUCUGUGCACUGGUGUGUGAUGGGGAGGCCCAGGUAGCAUGAGUGGUACAUGCACUGUGAGUGUGCACUGCCCCAGGAGUGUGGUGCGUGCCCUGUUUGUGGCACCUAUAGCAUGUACCCAGUGUGUAUGUGUCUUUGGCAGUGGCAUGUCUAAUAUAUGUGUGCGUGUGUGUGAAAUGCCCUAGAAGUGUGGCAUUGACCAUGUGUAUAGCAUGUGGUUGUGUGUGUGUACACAUGGGAGAAGUAGCUUGUCUUGCACAUGUCGAAAGGUGCAGCAUGUUCUCCGGAUGCAGGGGGCUGCCUCAGGUGGGACUGUGGGCUCACUAACUUUGUCCCUCUGCCCUCAGAACCCUGCCUGGCCCCCAGCCUGGAGCAGCAAGAACAAGAGCUUACUGUGGCCCUUGGGCAGCCUGUGCGGCUGUGUUGUGGGCGGGCUGAGCGUGGUGGCCACUGGUACAGGGAGGGUAGUCGUCUGGCACCUGCUGGCCGGGUACGAGGCUGGAGGGGCCGUCUGGAGAUUGCCAGCUUCUUGCCCGAGGACGCUGGCCACUACCUCUGCCUGGCACGUGGCUCCAUGACUGUCUUGCACAAUCUGACCUUGGUUUCAGAUGUAGACUCCUUGACCUCCAGCAAUGAUGAUGGGGACCCCAAGGCCCUCGGAGGCUCCUCGAAUGGGCACCUUUAUCCCCAGCAAGCACCCUACUGGACUCACCCGCAGCGCAUGGAGAAGAAACUGCAUGCAGUGCCUGCUGGGAACACCGUCAAGUUCCGCUGUCCAGCUGCAGGCAACCCCACGCCCACCAUCCGCUGGCUCAAGGACGGGCAGGCCUUCCAUGGGGAGAAUCGCAUCGGAGGCAUUAGGCUGCGUCACCAGCACUGGAGCCUGGUGAUGGAAAGCGUGGUGCCCUCUGACCGUGGCACGUACACCUGCCUCGUGGAGAACUCUCUGGGCAGCAUCCGCUAUAACUAUCUGCUGGAUGUGCUGGAGCGGUCCCCGCACCGGCCCAUCCUGCAGGCGGGGCUCCCAGCCAACACCACAGCUGUGGCAGGCAGUGACGUGGAGCUGCUUUGCAAGGUAUACAGUGAUGCCCAGCCCCACAUUCAGUGGCUGAAACAUGUCAUCAUCAAUGGCAGCAGCUUUGGUGCUGACGGCUUCCCCUACGUGCAAGUCCUGAAGACAGCAGACAUCAAUAGCUCAGAGGUAGAAGUCCUGUACCUGCGGAACGUGUCAGCUGAGGAUGCAGGCGAGUACACCUGCCUGGCAGGCAACUCUAUUGGCCUCUCUUACCAGUCGGCCUGGCUCACGGUGCUGCCAGAGGAGGACCUCACAUGGACAGGGGCAGCACCAGAGGCCAGGUACACAGAUGUCAUCCUGUAUGCUUCCGGCUCACUGGCUUUGGCUGUGCUCCUGCUGUUGGCCGGGCUGUAUCGAGGACAGGCACUCCACAGCCACCACCAGCAGCCUGCCACUGUGCAAAAGCUGUCUCGCUUCCCUUUAACCCGGCAGUUCUCUCUGGAGUCAGGCUCCUCAGGCAAGUCAAGUUCGUCCCUGGUGCGAGGUGUCCGGCUGUCCUCCAAUGGCCCCCCCUUGCUCGCCGGCCUCGUGAGUCUAGACCUGCCUCUUGAUCCACUGUGGGAGUUUCCCCGGGACAGGCUGGUGCUCGGGAAGCCCUUGGGUGAGGGCUGCUUCGGGCAGGUGGUUCGUGCAGAGGCCUUGGGUAUGGACCCCUCCCAGCCUGACCAAACCAGCACUGUGGCUGUCAAGAUGCUGAAAGAUAACGCCUCUGACAAGGACUUGGCAGACCUCGUCUCCGAGAUGGAGGUGAUGAAGCUGAUUGGCCGACACAAGAACAUCAUCAACCUGCUGGGUGUCUGCACCCAGGAAGGGCCCCUGUAUGUGAUUGUGGAGUGUGCGGCCAAGGGGAACCUGCGCGAGUUCCUCCGGGCCCGGCGCCCUCCAGGCCCUGACCUCAGCCCCGAUGGGCCCCGGAGCAGUGAGGGACCGCUCUCCUUCCCUGCCCUGGUGUCCUGUGCCUACCAGGUGGCCCGUGGUAUGCAGUAUCUGGAAUCUAGGAAGUGCAUCCACCGAGACCUGGCUGCCCGAAAUGUGCUGGUGACAGAGGACAAUGUGAUGAAGAUUGCUGACUUUGGGCUGGCCCGUGGCGUCCACCAUAUUGACUACUACAAAAAAACCAGCAAUGGCCGCCUGCCAGUCAAGUGGAUGGCGCCUGAGGCCUUGUUUGACCGUGUGUACACACACCAGAGUGAUGUGUGGUCAUUUGGAAUCCUGCUGUGGGAGAUCUUCACCCUCGGUGGCUCCCCAUACCCUGGCAUUCCCGUGGAGGAGCUGUUUUCGCUGCUGCGGGAGGGUCACCGCAUGGACCGGCCCCCAAACUGCCCCCCGGAGCUGUAUGGGCUGAUGCGUGAGUGCUGGCAUGCGGCACCCUCUCAGAGGCCCACUUUCAAGCAGCUGGUGGAAGCACUGGACAAGGUCCUACUGGCUGUCUCUGAGGAGUACCUUGACCUCCGUCUGACCUUUGGACCCUACUCCCCCUCAGGCGGGGACGCCAGUAGCACCUGCUCCUCCAGCGAUUCUGUCUUCAGCCAUGACCCCCUACCACUAGCACCGAGCCCUUUCCCCUUCCCUGGGGUACAAACAUGAGCAGGGGCACACAGUUGUGUGUGCAGGGAGGGCUGGUGGCGUUGGGCCUCCUGGCACAGCAUUUGACUUUGGCAGCUCUGGGCCCCUGACCUGAGGGUGCUGUUCCAUAUCUCUGGUUCUGUUUUGGGGGGGAUCCAUCUUUGGUCCUGGGUCUCCUAGUUAAAACCUUCUGCUCUGGCCUUGAGUUCUCAGCUCAGAGGUUAGCCCUUGCUCAUGGAGUUAUGUACCACCAGUGUCCUAAUGGCCUAAGGGCUAGGUUUCUGCUCAGCCCCCUGGGCCUUGGUACUCCUGGAGUUUGGCUAGUCCUGGCUGCAGAGCUGCUGUCCUAAACCUCCCUGAUGAGAGGUUAGAGGCCUCUGAACCCCAAGUCCUCCCACCCCAGCUGCUUGUCCCAGCAUCUUGGUGGAAAAAGCAUUGGCUCUGGUGGCCUUGAGA
Messenger RNA from Castor canadensis (American beaver), 3252 nucleotides. Lineage: Eukaryota; Metazoa; Chordata; Mammalia; Rodentia; Castoridae. The record is from RefSeq and is a predicted model, not a curated record.